Pterocles gutturalis (yellow-throated sandgrouse) is the source of this 5172-nucleotide messenger RNA. It is a transcript of the gene ALPK2, whose product is annotated as alpha-kinase 2. The transcript is spliced from 9 exons. NCBI's taxonomy places the organism in Eukaryota, Metazoa, Chordata, Aves, Pterocliformes, Pteroclidae. The coding region runs from base 1 to 5172 and encodes 1723 amino acids. Gene Ontology annotation, biological process: protein phosphorylation. Gene Ontology annotation, molecular function: ATP binding; protein serine/threonine kinase activity. The record is from RefSeq and is a predicted model, not a curated record.
AUGCAGGACAACAUGGAUGUUAAAAAUGUAUUUAAAACCCAGGAGAAUAUUCCCUGCCUAAGGGAUGUGUCAGAGAAUGGUGAUGACCUAAUUAAUUUUAACAGUAUGGUCAGUGUCACUGCUGGAAAAGCAGAGAAAUGCGGCAGCAGACAGGUGUGUUCCCACCCUACAAACGCCGUCGCUUAUCACACAGACAACUGUUGCCUUAACACGGAAGACUCUGUAUCUGGUCAGUCUCUGGCAGAUGUCCAGGCAUGUAAAGAGGCUGGGCUUGGCAGACUUGUAACUACCAACACCCUGCUCAGUGAGCAGGCAGAUACUCUUGUAAUAAAUCACAAUUAUCUCGUAAAAGGUGAUUCUGAAAAUUCUGCCGCUGUUCUGGAGAUUUAUGCAGAGAAAAUUCCAAGUGUAAGUGAUGACUUUCCUGGUGAUGAUGACCUAGAGUAUUUUGAAUGUUUGGAUGUGCAGACAGUGCAUGAAAAUGAAAUCUGGAAAAAGAAAUUACAGUUUUUAUUAGAAAGUGAUGAUGAAGAUGAUUUAAAACUGAGUAAGGAUUGUGACGGGUGUGCUUACUUCCUCAGUGAAAUGCCUUGCCUGUUCCAAGUGUCAGAUAACACUACGCCUAUGGAUACCACCAUUGGCUUCUGUGGGCAUCACUCAAAAUUCAAAGGAGUAAAUGUAAGGAGAGACCCCUCUAUGUACAGCCAGUCAACUCUGCAGACAGAGAUGACUCUCGCUGUUGGGCACCACCGAGAUAGAAGUACCAGUUUGAAAGACAAAGAAGAGUGUAAAGUGCCUGUAGCAUCUGCAGCCAUUGAAAAUGACCACCACAGCACUGAAGAAGAAAAUAAUGGACGUGGCCACUCAGCUGCAAGUUUCUCAACUGACAAAUCCAAGAACAAGGAUAAUAUAUGUACCAAGGCGGACUUCUCCACUAGUGGCAUAAGUGCUGCUUUGACAAAUCAGGCUUCAGAGAUGAUGACGGAAAACAGCACGGACAAAGACUUGCUGGGUGAAAACUCAUUGCUGCUAGAGGAGAGGGCAAGAAAUUUGCCAGAGGAAAAUGCAAGGCAUGCUGUCUGUACCUUAACAGAAAGUCUUACAAGAAACCUUUUAAAGUUGUUAAACCCUAAAGAGCUUUGCAAAUACGCAAGUAAUAUAGGACAGUCUUUCCAGACUGCAGCAGAGGUUGGGGAAUCCAGUGCUCUGUUUCCCAGACAGGAAGGUGUCAUUUCAACACAAAUCUCUGAGGAGACGGAAAGCUUGCAAAUGCAGGCUGGUUUGUGUCACGCAGAAGAGGCGGAUAAAGACUGUCACUGGGAAAGGAAAAGGACUUGGGGCCUCUCUGAGCAAAAUCAGAUGCCAAAUGAAAACCUCUCACCCAGGGAUCAAGAUGCUAAUCUUAAAAUCUUUACCCAGCAUUGUGAGCGACUGGGUGUGGAGCCUGAAAUAGAAAAGGAAGGCAUCUUCAUGACUUGUGAGAGUGCAGGAACCAUCCAUCCAGCUUCAGAAGUGCUCUGUACUGAAAAGACAUUACAGGUGAAAAAUGAAAAUUUACAGACUUCUUCUCAACACCAUGGUCUUUAUGAUAAGAGAGGAAGUUGUCACCAACAAGUCUUCUGUGGACAAGGGAUUAAUAUUAUUAGUAAUGGCAGCAAAUCAAAGAGUGACGUUUCACCUUUUCCUUUAUGGGAUACGGACUCUGUUCCUGAUAAACAAGAACGUUUAUGUGCUGUUCUCUCUUCUGCAAAGCUGUGUGAUGAGCCAAGGGAGGGAGAGCUAAGGUGUAGUUUGGACUCACACAGUAGCAAUGACACAGACGUUCUCUGCCAUCCGUCAUGUGGUGAAUCUCUGUUGGAAGCUAAUUCCAAGUCAGUCCUGGAAUCCGGAGGACCUGGGUGCAAAGGAGAUGCUGAUCUAUCUGCAGUGCAUGACAACCUGUGGAAACUUCUUCAUGAAGAUGACUCAGACUACCAAAUCCCAUUUGAAAGGUGGGGGGUCACAAGUUUAGAAAUUAGGCCGAGAAAGAUCAAAGUCACUGAACUGAACUUUGCACAGGAGACCUGUUCUGAUCAUCCUUUGCCAAGAAAUGUGACAGAAGAGCAGGAACCUCUUACGCAGCCAGCUAGGAGCCAAAGGACAGAGAAAAAAGGCUGCAAUGUUUCUGCUAGCCUCCUUGAAACAGAUGAAGCAUGUAACAGUGCAUCCACAGGAAACAUUUGUCUUACACAAGUGGGAGAAACAGAUGGUAUGUCUCUAGAUGCUGGCAUUGGAAAUAAAAUGGAAACACCGUCCAUUUGUGUUUCAACAAAUAGUAUCGUCUUAAAUACAGGGGAGCGCUUGGAGCAGAAACCAAAUCAAACUUCAACUGACAGGAAUGGAUCCAUUCAAAUGACUGUUGCUUGGGAAGGAAAGCUUGCCACUAAUAACGCUUCCCAGACAUGUGAGGCAGAUUCUCCUCAAAGACUGAAAGAUGGUCAGAGUAGUCAUUUAGCGUGUGACAAAGAAGACCCAGCUUACACGUCAGAAAAGUCGCAUGGGACAACUGGACAAUUCCUUCAUACUAAGCACAACAUAUCUGUGAUAAAUGAGUCUGUAACUGGCAGAGGGUGUCAUUCAAGAGGCUGUUAUCCAGCAAGAAAAGAACUGGCUUACUUCUCCAAAGAGAAAGACAUUUUCCCCAGUCAAAAUACCAGUCCGUUUAUACAUGAAGAACACUCUUCUCUUAACACCAUACACAAAAGUUAUGAAGAGAAUUUACAAGAAAAAAGAAAUCACUCAGACCUGAAUGCACAAACUGACACUAAUUCUGACAGUUACCAUCUUUCAAAAAAUAAUGACUGUCAAGAUUUUCAAGUUGCUUCUAAUGCACAGAAAUACGGUUACCUAACGCAAUUGCCUAAUUUAAUUAAGACUCCCGAAACCACAAUACGUAAGAAUCUACCCCAAAAUACAGACCAACUGACAAAAAUAGAAAAGCAAGAAGUGGCAUUCACUCCCUCUUCUGAGGAUCCAUUUUUAACAGAUUUUUAUGUAGAAGGGCCCAGAUGUGAAUCAGGUAAAACAGAAGAACAGAGAGAGGUUUGCAUAGGUGGUGAACAAAGGGAUGAAACUUCCUGUGACUCAGGAGUUAGUCAUGUUCCAGAGAGUCAGACUGCAGUUUCCCCUCAUAAUACAUCAGAACAACGCAUAUUUUUUGUUGACAGCACCACCAAGUCUGAUGAGUUAAAAACAGAUUCUUCAAAAAAUCACACAUAUUCAUCUGGAAGUGUAACAUCAGUUAGCACCCCAGUGCCUAGCAAGGCUCAAGGUGAGUACCACAGCAUAGCAAACGGGGGUUAUAAAGAUACCCAGAACCAGUCAGAUAGCCAGCAACGGGCUGUGAAGGAAACACUGCCAUUCCUCACACCUGCAAGCCAGUCAGAGGACUUUCUUACCAGUGUGUCGGCAAUGGGAUGUCCUGGCACAGGGAGUACAUCCACACAACCUGCAGUCAAAGCAGAUGAAAAUCGGAGUACACCGGAACCUUUCUGCGGAGCAUUGCAGGAUCAGUUCCUCAGAGUCCCUGAAGAAAACAAGCAAGAGAUUCCAAGAGCUAUUGAACAUAACCCAAAUGAAGCUGAAACACAGCCUCCUGUGCACACCUCAGUUAGCUCCCAGGCUCAGAGACAGUUCAUGAACGUUAGCACUCAGCAGUCCUGUCCUGACUUGAUCUCUCCCAGCAAGCUAACUGUGGCUGAUAAUUCAAUUAAGACUACUGAGUACGAUAAAGAUGAAGCAGUCAUGACAUCAGGGAGCACAGUCAGUGGUUUAGUUAAUUUACCACCAGUUGAUUCAGGGAACAACCAGUAUGUUCAAGAGCAACCGCCCUACAGCAGAGCUCAGCCGUUCUCUGUAGUGUUGACUCCCUCUGAGCCGUUCCCAGUCAAUGUGAAAAGGCUGAGAAACCAAGAAGCGUCAAAAUCCUACCGGACGUUACCAACUGCUGCUGAGCCUGAGCCUAUCAGAUGUAAACAGGACACAGCAAAGAGUGGGCAUUUAGCUUCUGGAGCUAAGAAGAAAUUACCACCAGCAACACUGUCAAAAAAACCCCGACUAGAGGAGAGAGGAAAGGUCAGCAAGGAUCCUGGCUGUGUUAAAAAGCCUGUGAAGAGUGAGGCAGGUGUAAUUCAUAAAGAAGAUAGAAAAGAGCAAAGGAAACUAAUUUUGAAAAAGGAUAGCAAAGCUCCCAAGCUGCUGAAGAAAAUCCAAGCAGAGUUGUUCCCUGACUGCUCUGGAAAUAUUAAGCUAUGCUGUCAAUUUGGUGACAUUCAUGGUGACUCCACCGUUACAUGGACUAAAGAUUCCAAGUUACUAGCUCGACUGCAGAGAAGUGCACAGGACGACUCUCCUGUCUCUUUGGCAAUAGCUAAAGCCAGUAACAAAGACCAGGGAAUGUAUUAUUGCUGCUUGAGUAACGUGUAUGGAAAGGUGACUGCUGAGUUUAAUCUGACUUCUGAAGUAUUGGAAUGUCUCUCAAGUUUUCAGAAUUGCAAAGGUGUGGAAGAAAUUGAAUUCAUGCAGCUCAUGUUCAGAGAAGAUUUCAUCAGUGACAGCUAUUUUGGUGGGAACCUGCACGGAAUAAUAGCUACAGAAGAGCUUCACUUUGGUGAAGGCAUGCACCGGAAAGCCUUCCGAAGCAAAGUGAUGCAGGGCCUCGUGCCGGUGUUCAGCCCUGGCCACCCCUGCGUUCUCAAAGUGCACAACGCGAUCACGUAUGGGACCAAGAGUAAGGAUGAUCUGGUUCAAAAGAACUACAGACUAGCACUGCAGGAAUGCUAUGUCCAAAAUACUGCAAGAGAGUAUGCGAAGAUAUAUGCAGCUGAAGCUGAACCUUUGGAAGGCUUUGGGGAAGUACCAGAGAUCAUUCCUAUUUUUCUUGUUCAUCGUCCUGCUAAUAACAUCCCCUACGCGACCGUGGAGGAGGAGCUGGUUGGGGAAUUUGUGAAAUACUCUGUCAGGGAUGGCAAGGAAGUAAAUUUCCUGCGCAGGGACUCAGAAGCUGGCCAGAAGUGUUGCACCUUCCAGCACUGGCUGUAUGAGAAGACCAAUGGGAGCUUGCUUGUCACUGACCUGCAAGGUGUAGGAAUGAAGUUAACUGACGUUGGCAUAGCAACAGUGGCCAAAGGGUGA